UUUUUUCUAAUUUUUCAUUGACUGCUCUUUCACAGGACUACCAAACGCGGUCUUAGCUUGAUAACAAAAUUGACAGGCGGAGCCAAACUGGAAUGCGAACCUGCGAAGCAAACCUCCCUCUGUCUCCACCAUUGAUGAUGAUCCAGAAUGCCUCUUAAAUCUCCCUGCUCACUCUUCCCUUACCUUAUCAUCCUCUCCCUCAUCUUCCUCUACCAGUAUUCCUCUCUUCUUCCUGUACACACACCCUCUUCUUCAUCACAAUCCACCAAAUCUUCCUCUUCACGAUCCUGCAAUCUCUUCAAUGGCCACUGGGUCCUUGACCCAAAUAGCCCCAAACCCUUCUACGAUGAGACCUGCCCGUUUCACAGGAAUGCCUGGAAUUGCCUCAGGAAUAAGAGAGACAACAUGGGUCUCAUCAAUUCUUGGAGAUGGGUGCCCCUAGACUGCCAUCUCCCCCGGAUAGACCCGUCCCAGUUUUUAGGUCUCAUGAGGAACAGGAAUAUUGGGUUCGUUGGGGAUUCAUUGAACGAGAACUUCUUGGUGUCAUUUUUAUGUAUCCUCAGAGUGGCUGAUUUGGGUGCCAAGAAGUGGAAGAAGAAGGGGGCUUGGAGAGGAGCAUAUUUCCCCAAAUUCAAUGUCACAGUGGGGUAUCACCGGGCAGUAUUGCUCGCUAAGUACAAGUGGCAGCCAACACAGCCUGCAGUUGCUGUUGAAGAUGGAUUGAGAGGAGUAUAUCGGGUAGAUGUUGACGUUCCUGCUGAUGAUUGGGUGAACAUCACCAACUUCUAUGAUGUCCUUGUUUUUAAUACUGGUCAUUGGUGGGGUUAUGAUAAAUUCCCACAAGAGAAACCUCUUGUUUUUUAUCGGGGUGGAAAACCAAUACUUCCUCCGCUUGGGAUGUUGGAUGGACUCAAAGUUGUUCUUGAAAAUAUGGUAUCCUACAUACAGAGAGAAGUACCUGGCGAGGCACUCAAGUUUUGGCGUUUGCAAUCACCAAGGCAUUUUUAUGGUGGGGACUGGAAUCAGAAUGGCAGUUGCUUGUUCAAUGAGCCCCUUGAAGACUUCAAGCUUGACUUGUGGUUUGAGCCCAGGAACAAUGGAGUGAAUAAAGAAGCAAGACAACUGAAUCAUCUUGUAGAAGAGACGUUGCAAGGUACAGAUAUCCGUGUGCUUGAUCUAACUCAUCUGAGUGAAUUCAGAGCAGAUGCACAUCCAGCAAUUUGGUUGGGGAAAAAGGAUGCUGUUGCAGUAUGGGGUCAGGACUGCAUGCAUUGGUGCUUACCGGGUGUACCUGACACAUGGGUUGACAUCUUGACAGAACUGCUUCGUACUAGCUUGGUGACAAUGUGAUGAAGAAAUUUACUGAAUAUGCUGUAAAGGAUGAAAACUUCAUUUGAUGUCGAUGAAUCUCAGAAACUUAGCAUAUGGGUUUCUUGCAUGCGUGGAAUAGACCAAAGUGUGAGAAACUGGAUAUCAGAGUCCAAGGAAGUGCUGCAAGUAUUCCUGGACAUGUUCAUCAAAGCAGGACGGUAAUUUUGAAUCAUGUUGCUCUAAUUGUAAUUUCCAUUGCAAGGAUUUCCUCUUGAGAAAUUAGGUAGAGUAUUGUAACAACAAAUUACAUCUCACAUGAUUCUUUUGUUUUUGAUUGUAAAAAAUAUUUUUGAUUGUUAUAUUAUUAUUUUUGGGCUGGGGGAUUGAGGCUGA
Tripterygium wilfordii is the source of this 1704-nucleotide messenger RNA. Its product is annotated as protein trichome birefringence-like 12. Gene Ontology annotation, molecular function: O-acetyltransferase activity. The record is from RefSeq and is a predicted model, not a curated record. Gene Ontology annotation, cellular component: Golgi apparatus. The transcript has 4 exons. The coding region runs from base 148 to 1350 and encodes 400 amino acids. NCBI's taxonomy places the organism in Eukaryota, Viridiplantae, Streptophyta, Magnoliopsida, Celastrales, Celastraceae.